AAAAAUUAAAAUUUACGGAAGAUUUUGGUGAAUCUUCCAAAGUUUGUUUACUUAAUGCAAUAACAAAUAAUGCUGUGACUGUUGUGGACAGCCAAGAAGGAGCGCAUCAACUUAAACUGCAAAAAUUAAAUAGUGCAAGCUUGUAGAACGUAACUAAAUGGAUGGAGUUGGAAAAUAUAGUUGCCAAUACUGUUUAUUUAAAGGCAAGAGAAAGCAGAGCAAAAGGAAAGAGUAAAAAAUGGAAACAAAUGCUAAAGUUUCCACAUAUAUCUGAGUGUAAACAUUUAAAAGAUACUUUAGAUCUAUCAUAUCAUCAAGUUGCUGAAAAAGAACCGAUUGGUCGUUUGUUAUUUGAGCAGUUUUGUAGUCUUAAUAGUAAGCUGAAAGUAAUCAUUGACUUUCUUCACUCAUCUGAAGAAUAUGAAUGCUCAGUUGAUUCUGAGAGACAAACAAAAGCAUCUCAAUUGGUGGCUCAGUAUUUACAAAUUGAGGACAGAGAAAAUAUUUUUAACGACAUUGUCAAUACAGAUACUAUUGAGCUUGUUCGUCGUCAAUCUGUUACAGAACCAACUCACUCAACAUUUUUACCUUGUGUAAGAGAACUGCAGAAUUAUUUAAAAGGCAAACCAUUUGAAGAUUAUUUGAACAGCUACCAUUUUAAGCGCUAUUUGCAAUGGAAAAUGCUUGAAAGAGCUCCUGUUACCAAAAAUUUGUUCCGGCAUUAUAGAGUUCUUGGCAAAGGCGGGUUUGGUGAAGUUUGUGCAUGUCAAAGUCGUGCUACUGGUAUGAUGUAUGCAAUGAAAAAGCUUGAAAAAAAACGAAUAAAAAAGCGAAAAGGAGAGUCAAUGGCAUUAAAUGAAAAGCAAUUACUAGAAAAAAUUGACUGCAGAUUUGUGGUUAGUUUAGCAUACGCUCAUGAGACAAAAGAUGCUUUAUGCAUGGUUCUCUCAUUAAUGAAUGGUGGAGAUUUAAAGUUUCACAUUCACAACAUAGGUAAUCCCGGUUUCGAAGAAGAACGAGCAAUAUUUUAUGCAGCAGAAAUCGCAAGUGGUAUACUGUAUUUACACUCUUUAAAAAUAGUUUAUAGAGACAUGAAACCUGAAAAUAUACUCCUUGAUGACUUAGGUCAUACAAGGAUAUCAGAUCUUGGCUUAGCUAUUUAUGUACCUACAAAUGAAACUGUUAAAGGUCGUGUUGGUACUGUGGGAUAUAUGGCUCCAGAAGUUGUUCGUAAUGAAAGAUAUAAGUUUUCACCAGAUUGGUGGGGGCUUGGUUGCAUUAUAUAUGAAAUGAUUGAAGGAAAGGCUCCUUUUCGCACAAGAAAAGAGAAAGUAAAGCGUGAAGAAGUGGAAAGGCGAGUUACGGAAGAUGCUGAAGUAUACAGUGAGAAGUUUAGCAAUGCUGCUAAAAGUAUUUGUAAAAUGUUCUUAGAAAAAGACAGACACAGCAGGCUGGGAUGUCGAGAUAAUGAUGUUAUGCACAUAAAAGAACAUGAAUUUUUUUCAACCAUUAAUUGGCAGCUUUUAGAAGCUGGUAAAUCUAAGCCUCCAUUUCCACCAGAUCCACGUGCAGUAUAUUGUCGUGAUGUACUUGAUAUAGAGCAGUUUUCUACUGUUAAGGGGGUUGUCUUAGAUGAAACAGAUGCUUUGUUCUACAAAAAAUUUGCAACUGGUUCUGUGGCGAUACCUUGGCAGAAAGAGAUGAUAGAAACGGAAUGUUUCCAAGAAUUAAAUGUCUGGGGUCCGAACAACACACCAACAUCAGAUUUACUUGGUGAUGCGCCUCCUGAGGAAGACGAAGAAGACACUUGUUGCUUUUUUAAUUCUAAAAAGAAAAAGAAGAGUACUCCAAAGUUUGUAACAGAUACCGCCUUGCCUUCAUCUAGUACUGGAUAAUUUUAAAAUAGGAUUUUAAAAUUGGAGGAAGCUGACAGAACUUUAAACAAUGGGAAACAAUGGGAAUUUAAGCUUCUCGUAACGUUAGUUUCCAAUUAAGUGCUACCAUAUGAUUGUUAAAGUAACAUUGCUCAGCAUCAAUUUUUGCUCUUUGAGUUUAGACACAACAAUGUCCAAUAAAACUUUUGUUGAUACUACGCCCAAUUUUUCUUGUACAGUAAAUAUUCCUUAUUUUCGAAUCGAAUUUCUAUGUAAGUUAAAUAUAGCAAUUGUGUUUAUUCCACGCAAUAUUUCAUGCAGUUAUAUGUCAACAUUUUAUGUGUAUGUGUGUGUGUUUAUGUUCGUGAAUCAGUGUGAAUCUGUUGUGUAAUUAUUUCAGUUCCGAAUCUCUCAACUAAUACUGUAAGUUAUACUUAUAUUUCAAAAUAUUUUUUUUUUAAUUUUCAUUAUAUUUUAUUUUUUAUUUUUCUACACACCAUAAUGGUGAAAUUUUAUUUUUAAAGGAUUUUUCGAAAUAUUGUUUCUGAUGAAACUCUAUGUACAUUCAUGGUUUGAUUCAAAUACAAAUAAAUCUAUAGUGGUUAGCA
This is a messenger RNA of Hydra vulgaris (swiftwater hydra), 2482 nucleotides long. Its product is annotated as G protein-coupled receptor kinase 5. Lineage: Eukaryota; Metazoa; Cnidaria; Hydrozoa; Anthoathecata; Hydridae. The record is from RefSeq and is a predicted model, not a curated record. Gene Ontology annotation, molecular function: ATP binding; G protein-coupled receptor kinase activity. Gene Ontology annotation, biological process: regulation of signal transduction; protein phosphorylation; signal transduction. Gene Ontology annotation, cellular component: cytoplasm.